Molecule: messenger RNA, 695 nt
Organism: Staurois parvus
Lineage: Eukaryota; Metazoa; Chordata; Amphibia; Anura; Ranidae
Source: the annotation of a GenBank genome assembly
UGUAUCUCCUCCUGGUGGGCGGGCUACACCGGCAGAGGGAGGAUGGAGCGGUAGUGAAGAUGGAGCGGAGGGUGAUGGAGGGGGAGCGGGGUGCCCGCUGUGAGAUGGCCGCCCUCCUCCAGGCUCUGGCCGUGCUCUGUGCCAGCCUCGCCCUGUCAGACCCGGGCUGGCUGCUGCUGAGAGUGGACGGAGAGCAGCUGGUGUACGGGGCUUCCUACAUCCUCCACCAUGGCUUCAACUUCACCGAGACUGGUACACACCAGCUGCUCCAUAAAACCGGACUUUAUAUCCUGGCUCUGAUGGCACUAUGCUGCUACAUCAAUAUCCUCAUCGGAUCCUUCGCCUUCAUGCUGGACUUUGUCAGAGUCCGAAUUAAUAUAUCUACAAUCCUGCACUUUAUUACAGUUGUUUCAUCGGCAGCCGCUGUGACUCUCUGCUCCUAUCUUUAUGUUUUGCUCCGCGAUGAAGUCCACUUCCAGGUCAUGAAGCCCCCAGAAAACUACAUAAAGUUGGGAGAAAGUUACUAUUUUGCCAUCUCUACCUUCCUGGCUGCUGUUUGCGCAGCUCUUCUUAGUUGUUGUGCAAGGAAGUACAGAAGAGGCUAUGACACGGAAAACCCUGUCUCAGGCACUGAAGUUACCACUCCUCUACUGCAGGACUGUGAGAGCCCGGAUACCCCAGGGGAGUAUGGGUAA